Sceloporus undulatus (fence lizard) is the source of this 3092-nucleotide messenger RNA. Its product is annotated as zinc finger protein 397-like. The transcript has 5 exons. NCBI's taxonomy places the organism in Eukaryota, Metazoa, Chordata, Lepidosauria, Squamata, Phrynosomatidae. Gene Ontology annotation, biological process: regulation of transcription by RNA polymerase II. Gene Ontology annotation, molecular function: DNA-binding transcription factor activity, RNA polymerase II-specific; RNA polymerase II cis-regulatory region sequence-specific DNA binding. The record is from RefSeq and is a predicted model, not a curated record. Bases 78 to 1712 code for a protein of 544 amino acids.
UGCCUCCCCUCCUCCUCCUGAGGCCCCAUCCCCCCUCCCUCCCUCCCUCCCUUGGGUCGUCCUUGUGCCUGAGGCAGAUGGCCUGGGUCCUGUCUCCUUCCUCCCCCCGCCAUGGGUCCCCCGGGGGUUGUCCGGUCUGGGAGCUGGCAGUGGCGGAGGCACUGGGGCCCCAGGAGGAGGAAGAGGAGGGCCUGGGCCUGGGCCACCUGCGGUCCCUGUGCCUGCGGGGGUCUUCGGGGCCCCGGGAGGCCUGCAGCCGGCUCCACAUUCUCUACCGGCGGUGGCUGCAACCGGAGCGUCGGAGCAAAGCCCAGAUGCUGGACCUGGUGGUGCUGGAGCAGCUGCUGGCCCUCCUUCCGUCCCGAGAGAUGGAGGCCUGGGUGCGGGAGUGUGGGGCCGAGAGCAGUGCCCAGGCUGUGGCCCUGGCAGAGGGCUUCCUGCUCAGCUGUGCCCAGGCCAGCAAUGGCAAGGAUGGCGAUAGGGCCCCCGAGGCCCUCCUGGUGCCAGGGAAAGGGGUGCCAGAGGAGCCUCCGCCAGACGUGGGACUGUGGCAGGAAACUGGGGGAGGCUGCUGCGCCGUCCCAGCUAAUCACUCCAGCCCUUCAUGGAUUUGUGCCAGAGAGGGUACGGAGGCUGCAGACUCACCAGGCCAGUGUCCAGUGGCCUUUGAGGAGGUGGAAGUGCGCUUCACAGAGGAGGAGUGGGCACUGCUGGACCCAGACCAGAGGACCCUGCAGUGGGAGGUCAUGGUCGAGAACUACGGGAACCUGGCCUCGCUGGGCAAUGCCACGGGCAACAAGGGAGAAUAUGAACCACCAAGGAGUGAGGCUGGAGUGCGGGAGGAGUCCACUUGUUCUGGAGGCACCCACCAUCCGGGGAUUUCCACUCAGGAGGAGCACCAGGAAAGGAGCAGAAGGCAGGUGUCCCCUUCUGCUGCUGCCUGUGCCAGGAGCCCUGUGGCCCCAGUGGAUGGCCGAAGGCCCAUGAGGGUCCCCAAGGAGGAGGCUGUGCUGAGCUGUUCAGAGUGCGGAAAGCACUUCAACCGGCGUUACAGCCUGACACGGCACCAGAGAGUCCACACAGGGGAGAAGUGGUGGCUGUGCCCGGUCUGCGGGAAGAGCUUCAGCCAGAGGUACCACCUGACGCGGCACCAGCGGAUCCACACAGCCGAGGAGUGGUGGCUCUGCUCAGUCUGCGGGAAGGGCUUCCGCUGCAGCAACAGCCGUGUGCGGCACGAGAGGAUCCACACGGGGGAGAAGCCUUUCCAGUGCUCCGAAUGCGGGAGGCGCUUCAGUGAGAGCUCCACUUUGUAUAAGCACCAGCGGGUGCACACGGGGGAGAAGCCCUACAAGUGUGUCGAGUGCGGGAAGACCUUUCGCCAGAAGAUUAACUUGACCCGGCACCGCACUGUCCACACAGGAGAGCGGCCAUACCCCUGUCCUGAGUGCGGGAAGAGGUUCAGCCAGAAGGUCAGCCUGACGCUGCACCACACCAUCCACACAGGGGAGAAGCCCUACAAGUGUGUUGAGUGCGGGAAGAGCUUCACUCAGAGGAUAAACCUGGCCUCCCACCAAAGGACCCACACGGGGGAGAAGCCCUAUCAGUGUCCCGAGUGCGGGAAGAGCUUUAGUCGCAGCAACAGCCUUGCCGACCAUUUGAAACACCACAGGAGCAUCUGCCACAUGGAGCUGCUCUCGCAGGAGGUGCCUUAGGGCAAGAGAAGUGGAGGGAGCUCCUGCUGUGAAGGCAAGGGAUUUGCCACAUAGAAGGAGCUGAACCCAGGUUCUUCAGACACAUCCUUGCAAGGAAAACCUUGGAGACUUUGAUGGGUUGCUCAUCCCGGAGGACUUGAUUAACUUGCAAUGGCAGCUGGCUGUUGGCGCAGGAGCUUUUGGGGAGGAGGAGGAGGAAGAGUCCCCAGAGGAAGGAAAGGCUUAUGGGACACUGCUGUCCCCAUAGACUUGGGAGCCACUUUGAACUCCCCUCUCCACCAGUGUCCAGAGUGGCUCCAUUCUUUUCCAGCAUCUUCCAUCCCCCAGAAGCAUUGGCAGCUAGCCCUGGGCAAGUGUCCUGGAAGGUGUUGAUACCUCCCUGUGGGCUGAGAAGUGCAUUGGCCAGCGUUAGAAGAGCCGCAUUGUAGCAGGAACAGACCCCCAGGAUCUCCCGUUGAGGGCCACCUGUUUCUAAGGGUACCUCCAGUGGGCCCCACAGAGGCCGAUCAGGCAAGAGGGAUGGUGGCUAUUAUCCCCUCUCUGGUGCCCUCCAGAGCUGCCUGCCUCUGAUCUUGGAAUGUGCAUCUCUCCUGUUGCUGUCAUGGCUACCAGCUGAUAGUAGACUUUGUCUUUGUGAACUUUGCUUUCCCAAGAUCUAAGGAAAAUCAAUCAUCCCAAAAAAGAGGACAUAUCUGAGUGGGAAGAUGGGGUUAAAGGGUUCCUCCUCAACAUCCUGUCUAUUCUGUAAUGUACUUUUUUCUAUAUUUUCUAUUGUUUUUUUUACUCUCAAUUGUCAGGUGAUAAUUAUAAUAAAUGGCAUUCAUUAAAAAGCAAAACUUAAAGUGUAUUUGAUGUAUGGAAAUUUCAACCUGCAGCCAUGCAAAGGAACCGAUAUAUAUUUGCACCCCUCUUUCCCUUCAGCGGUUGGCCUUAUGGAGCAGUAAGUGCCUCCAGGCAGAGACCUGUCUGUAUUUGUUCCUGGAAGGCGGGCCUUUUGCUCAGAGAAAGUGUGCCAGAAACAUGGCAGCAGGAGGAAGUGGCGGCAGUAGCUUUCCAGCCAUGUCACAAGGGGUGCUUUGAUUGUGAGUUCCUGCAUGGAAGAAUGGAGUUGGACUAGGUGACCCUUGGAGGUCUCUGCUUGGGAGGGGCAGCCCUGCUUGGCUGGGAGGAAUAGAGCAGGUUGCCUCCAAUCCCUGGGGUACUUGCUAUCAAAAUUAAGUUUACUUGUAUGCUAAACAACCACAAGAAAUUUGAUUCGCUAAAGAAUCCUCUUUAGCUGUGGCCUGCCAGAAUAUCUAUGUAUCCAUAUCUAUGAUGCUUUACUUAACAGAACACCUGUGGAAGAAAUAAAGCACACUUGAUGUAAAAUUAAUUGUUUUG